Messenger RNA from Cyprinodon tularosa, 2218 nucleotides. It is a transcript of the gene tgif1, whose product is annotated as TGFB-induced factor homeobox 1. The record is from RefSeq and is a predicted model, not a curated record. Gene Ontology annotation, molecular function: DNA-binding transcription factor activity, RNA polymerase II-specific; RNA polymerase II cis-regulatory region sequence-specific DNA binding. The transcript is spliced from 3 exons. NCBI's taxonomy places the organism in Eukaryota, Metazoa, Chordata, Actinopteri, Cyprinodontiformes, Cyprinodontidae. The coding region runs from base 397 to 1296 and encodes 299 amino acids. Gene Ontology annotation, biological process: regulation of transcription by RNA polymerase II.
CGCAUUGGUGUCAGUGGAACGAGCCAUGCUGAUGUCAGAGGUUUGCUUCCCCACGCAGCUCAACAUGGUGGGAGGAUCUCUGUGCAUUGAGUCACGCAGCUGUCAAAGAUAGCUGUCACCCACUUCCACGAUCAAACACACACUGAGUCAACGAGGAAAGGGGCUUUGAGAGCAGAAAGGACGGAGAGGUCUCAGGUAAACCCCCAAGGCUAUCGCUUUUUCUCUUUUUUUUUUUUAAUAAAGCCUCCCUAAAAGGACCUGAGAAAAAAGGAAAUAAACAUUUUCUAUUUUUAUUUUAUUUUUUUAAAGAAACUUGAUGAAUAAGGAUUUCUUUCCCUGGGAUACACGCUGAACGGAGGAAAAGAGACAUAAGUGGGCUUUUUUUCCCUAGCAGAGAUGAAGACGAAAAAGGGUCUGGCGAUGCUGUCGGGGAGCGAGACGGACGACGAGGAUAGCGUCGAUGCCCCUCUGGACCUGUCCUCUAGUGCUGGGAGCAACGGUAAACGGAAACGGAGAGGCAACCUGCCCAAAGAGUCAGUCCAGAUCCUCAGGGAUUGGCUGUAUGAGCACCGUUACAAUGCUUACCCCUCAGAGCAGGAGAAGGCCCUUCUCUCCAAACAAACUCAGCUCUCCACGUUGCAGGUGUGUAACUGGUUCAUCAAUGCACGGCGGCGGCUCCUCCCAGAGAUGCUGAGAAAAGAUGGAAAAGACCCCAACCAGUUCACCAUCUCCAGGAAAGGCAGCAAAACGAGUGAUAGUUUCUCAGACAGCUCCCAGUCCCCAAAACAUAGCAGUCCCGCUGCGGUCGCCGAGGAGGCUUGCGACAAACGCAUCCUCCACCCCUCCAGCUUUGAUCCCAGCAUUCCCAGUGUCCUGAGGAAGCCUGUGUCUCCCUCAGUGUCCUCUCCGGUCUCCUCGUCUCCCUCUCUUGGCCUCAUUCCAAAUCGUCCCUCUGUCAUCUGUCACACCACUGUCACCACAGCCAUGCAGGCCAGCCCGACAGCCUCCCACCCUUCACUGCCAGGGAUGAACUGUGACAGGGCGGCCGAGCUGCUGCAGUCCAUGCCGGCUCAAGCCGCGUUCCGCUGCCGGGAUGAAGGGCCACUAAGCGCCACCACCACCAUCCUUGGCACCAGCAUGGAAGGCAACCUAAGCCCCCGCAGCGGUCUGUUCAACACCCCUCCCCCAACCCCUCCAGACCUCACACAGGACUUCAGCGGCUUUCAGCUCCUGGUGGACGUGGCUCUUAAACGGGCUGCAGAGAUGGAGCUGCAGGCCAAGCAGCUGGUGUCCUAAAGGAGGGAAAGGAGACUGACUUUGAGUCUCCAAUGUGGAUUUUCUUUUCUGCACGCAAGAGAGAACAAACCUACACAAAAGGCUGAUCAUUUCUACUUUUGGUAUACCAGUCGACAUGAUGAGGAUGUAUUUGUUUUUUUGUUGUUUUUUUUCUAAAGACUCUAUCAAGGUGCCUUGGCUGUAAGUUUAGUCAUUUCAUAUACUUGCAUAUGUAUCUACAUGUGUAUUUUAUUUGCACACAAUGACCAAAAACCUUAUCAAAGAAAUGCUGCCUAUCUUUAUGUCUUUGACGUGUACCGAAUAUUGAGGUAGAGGGAUGAGGCAAGAGUUGGGUGAUUCAGAUGGGCUGCGUCCACACACUUUGACGGUUAAAAACAUUUCAGAGUUCCUGAUUUGCUCUGCCUCGUUUGUUUGCACACUAAAGGCAGAAAAAAAAGGUCAUCUCAUUGUCUUACACUUUGCUCUUGGCAUCCAUCAAUGAAAAAAAAACGUAUUCACUACUGUAGUUAAUGUUUAACUGUUUUCAUACGUAUAGUUAUGAUUUUGUCAUUUACUUUUAGCUAUUUUAAAACCAACUGUUUUUCUUUAUAAUCGUAUUUUCAUACCAAGGGAUGUUUUCAGAUGUCAAAUGUAGCAGGUUCUUAGACUGAGCCUUUACCCCCCCCACCAUCACUCAGAGGAAAAUGAUGGCCAGUGGACUGUAUAACUAUAAACACUACAUAUUUGCCGUUAAACAAACUGAAAAAGAUACAUUUUCUUUCUUUUGAAAUCACCAAAAACAAGCAUUUGCUUGCUUCUAAUAGGAUCAUGUGUACAGUUAAUGUGACACACUGCCACAUGAUGUGAUUUCUUUUUCAUACUGUGCAAUGUUUGUGACAAGAUGCCGUCACAUGGGAUUCAAAUAAAGUUUUGUUUUUUUCUA